ACACCAGUUGCGCGUAUGCAACAGUUGUCGGCUAAUAAUAACAGCCGGCUGCGCCUUUAAGAGGAUGACUGAGAGGGAAACCUAAUAUCUCUCCAUACCGAGUCCAAGCGUCCAUCAAUUAACAGUAAGAAUCGAGAGAAGGACGAUAUCUGAAUCGGUCGCUCCCUGUUCCCCGUUCACCAAACUCCGUUCAGUUUUUGUUGUUUUUAUUCAUUUGUUUUGCCAAACGCAAACUGGAUUAAAUUACGCAUUGCACCUUUAAGAAGCUGUCAACGGGAUUAGAGUUACGCACUGUGAGCCAAGUGUCCCUCCGGAGGAGUUUUACGCACCGUCGGUCUCCAGAAGAGGCUCAGCUUCAGCCGCAUUUCUCCUUCUUCUCUGGUCCUGACACCAAAGGGGAUCUCUCCGCGCCGCCCGCGACAUGGCCGAGAUAGGGAAAGGGGUCACCGCCGGGAAACUGGCCAGCAACGUGCAGAAGAGGCUCACCAGAGCGCAGGAGAAGGUCUUGCAGAAACUUGGCAAGGCAGAUGAGACCCGAGAUGCUGUCUUUGAGGAGAUGGUGACUAACUUCAACAAGCAGAUGACAGAAGGCACCAAACUGCAGAAGGACCUGAAAGCCUACGUGGCAGCAGUGAAAACGAUGCACGAUGCGUCGCGGCGGUUGCAGGACUGUCUGGCUGACAUGUACGAACCCGACUGGUUUGGCAAAGAGGAGAUGGACUCGUUGGCUGAGGAGAUGAUAGAGAAGGAGCUGGACAGUAACCUGGAGGACACAGACUCUCUGUGGUUAGAGUACCACCAAAACAUCACGGAAAAAUCUCUGCAGAGCAUGGAUACAUACCUGUCUCAGUUUCCUGACAUCAAGGCUCGUAUAGCGAAGCGCGACAGGAAGAUGGUGGACUUCGACAGCGCCCGCCAUCACUUCGCCUCCUUGCAGAAAGGCAAAAAGAAGGACGAGGCCAAGAUUGCCAAGCCAGCAGCCCUGUUGGAGAUGGCGGCUCCCAGCUGGGCUCAGGGUUUGAUAUCAGCUCACCAGGUGGCUCAGACUAACCUCUCCUACAACCAGGCGGAGGAGGACUUGGGCCGAGCUCAGAAGAUUUUUGAGGAGCUGAAUGUGGAGUUACAAGAUGAGCUUCCAGCGCUGUGGGACAGGCGUGUUGGCAUCUAUGUUAACGCAUUCCAGAGCCUGGCAGGUCAUCAGGAGAAGUUUCACAAAGAACAGAGCAAACUCAGCCAAAACCUGAACGACAUCAUGACCAAACUGGAGGAGCAGAGGCAGAUCAAAAAAGGUGCUACUGCAGCGUCAAAGACGGGAGACUGUGCAAAGAGUGAGGGAGCCAACCACAGUGAAUCGGCCAGCUCAGCGCCAAAGCGGCCUGGUCCACCACCACCUAGAUUGACGCCUUCUCCAAGCCAACAGCAGAACGUCAGCCCGUUCGAGGAUGAGCCUUCCAUGCAUGACACUAACACAGACUCCACGACCACAUCGCCGCAGGCACCAUCAUGGGACUCAUGGCAAGAACAGACUGCCACAGAGCAGGAACAGGAGUGUGAUGAUGACCAGUACCCAGAGGAAGCCCGAGGUGGAUGGGAUUACAGCCAAAGCAACACCCAAAGCUACACCCAGCCGAGCUGGGAUGAGGCAGAGACAGCAGCGGGUGAGGAGGGCUGGAGCAACGAUGCAGGCUACACGUCUCAGUCUUACACCGAGCCCAACUGGGACAACGAUGGUGCUGAUGUGGGACAGGGUGGCUGGGGUGAUGAUGAGUACACCCAGAGUGCGGUGACCAAUGGCUCAGAUGGCGAACUCCCUCCAGGAUUCCUCUACAAGGUGAAAGCGAUACACGACUAUGCUGCCACUGAUGGUGAUGAGCUGGAACUGAAGAUGGGAGAUGUUGUGUUGGUUUUGGCCUUUGACAACCCAGAUGAACAGGAUGAUGGCUGGCUCAUGGGCGUAAAGGAGUCUCAGUGGUCACAGAAGAAAGAUAUUUCAGCCAAAGGAGUUUUCCCUGAAAACUUCACCCAGAGGGUUUGAGGUUUACACCACAUACAAAUUCUGCUCAUACAAGUUCUUUGAAUAUCUUAUCUGAGACAGAAGAAGUUAUGUUAUCUUUAAAUGUCUACCUAUGCUCCAAAAUGUAUAAACAAAACAUGAUUGGAUACAGAAGUGUGUACUGAAAAAUCACACGUUAGCAGGUGAUACAGAACUAGGUUUUACCCUUUCUCAUGACAUUGUGGUAAAUGAUGUGCUACCAUUUCAGUCAAAAUGUUCUCCAGAAAUUAAAAAUAUUCAUUUGUUCUUGUUUUGAUUUGUUAUUUCUGGAUUUCUUGUACUUUUGCUAAAUUCAAACAAAACACAAAGCGGUUUGUUAGUCGUAUUUAAGUAAGAUAAUUAAGUCACGAAUGUACUGUAUGAAUGUCAAAAUGUUUUCUGUUGUGUAUUGUUUUUGGAAAAGUAUGUUUUAAAACCUUUCACAGCUCCUUGCAUGAAGAGUUUCUUUGUAUUUUCAUUUUUCUUUGUAACACGACAAACAUUGUGACACCAGGCGUGGUCCCUCGAUGAAAAUAAGGCUGUGAUUGUGUGACAGAUGCAGGAGUCCUCGAAUAGAACCCUGGAGAACACCACAAAGUUUGUUUGCAGGUUUCUGCCUUGCAUUGUCAAAAUCUAUUUCAAUUUCUUGGGCUUGUAGGAUUGUCAAAGGGAACAGUAGUUUUUCAUUUAUAUUACUGGCCAUUUUGAGGACAUGAAAUGAUAUGUGGCUCACAUUUUCUAAUACUCAUAUGGUUUUAUUUUAAUUAUUUUCAUCUCUUCACUGAUGGAUGAAAUGCUGAGCCGUGCUAUCAAGGUCAGCUGUUUUUAUUUGUUUUGUUUUUUCCCCUUUAUGACACAUUAUUUUUCAUAUAAAUUUGAUUCUUGAUGUCUGAUGACCAGACCUUCACGUUUUUUGCUACUUAAACACAUUUUCAUUAGUCUUUUUUGAAGUGUUAAUAAGGUUUUAAUGUCACACUUUGUCCACAGAGUUUACAGAAGACUUUGGUUCAAAACUCUGAGCCUUUCAGAAACGAAAGUCAAACCCAUUUAAAAAAUGUAUCUUUACACUCUUGAAUAAAUAAGGACCGGUUACUAAUGCAGCAUCUGAUGAAUCAAAUUAGUGUCAUUAAAGGCCAAUUUAACAACGUG
Messenger RNA from Archocentrus centrarchus (flier cichlid), 3181 nucleotides. RefSeq names its product bridging integrator 1b (gene bin1b). The record is from RefSeq and is a predicted model, not a curated record. Gene Ontology annotation, cellular component: synaptic vesicle; plasma membrane; cytoplasm. Gene Ontology annotation, molecular function: phospholipid binding; tau protein binding. Lineage: Eukaryota; Metazoa; Chordata; Actinopteri; Cichliformes; Cichlidae. The coding region runs from base 422 to 2035 and encodes 537 amino acids. The transcript has 19 exons.